AUGGCUUCCGAAGAUGCUGUCCGGACCCGAAUCCUCAACCACAUGAACAAGGACCACGUCUACGACUCAAAGUUAUAUCUAAUCCAUCGCCUUUCCUAUCCUAAAACUCUUCUAUUACCAUCGAAUCCUGCCAAGGUUCAACUCUCUGACAUCCAAACCACCCACCUAACAAUCACUGUCGACGAUGUCGCUAAGGAAAUCCCGUUCGACCCACCCAUGGCCUCCCUCUCCGACUCGCGUGUCCGUCUGGUGGAGAUGACAAAACAGGCAGAAGCAGCAUUGGGAGUAGAUCGUGAUAUGGUUUCUAUCACACCCGUUUACCUCCCUCCGCGUGGCAUCGGAGAGUGGACUCUUUUGUUCACCAUGCUAUCAUGCAUGUAUCUCCUCUUUAUUCCUUCUACCUUGCAACCCGGCGGGCUUCUCUACUCAACUAUCCUCAAAGAUUAUCCAUGGAUAGCAGAUGCGAUGCAUAAACAAGUCUGGUGGGGGUAUUGGGUAUUGGUUAGUUUCCAUGUUGGAGAAACUUUAUGGUUCUGCUUUGGAGUUUUGGGGAAGUUUUGGGAAGUGCCUGGGGUUGAUAUUGGGACAGCGGCGCUGUGGACUAUUGAUGUGGCUAUUCAUGGGUUCUAUGCACUGAAUAAGUGGAAGAGAAUGGUGAGGAGGCAGGUCAAGAAGAACGGAAAGAAGGAUCACUGA
Molecule: messenger RNA, 696 nt
Organism: Orbilia oligospora ATCC 24927
Lineage: Eukaryota; Fungi; Ascomycota; Orbiliomycetes; Orbiliales; Orbiliaceae
Exons: 1
Coding region: 1-696 (231 amino acids)
Source: RefSeq, a predicted model, not a curated record